Molecule: messenger RNA, 1767 nt
Organism: Ornithodoros turicata
Lineage: Eukaryota; Metazoa; Arthropoda; Arachnida; Ixodida; Argasidae
Gene: asp
Exons: 2
Coding region: 148-1617 (489 amino acids)
Source: RefSeq, a predicted model, not a curated record
CAACUGUGGCGUAGCCGUAGCCAAGCCGUAGCCGUAGAGAGCCAAGUAAAACCAGAGCGGCUUCGUUGGCUUCGUUUUGAAUGCUAGCCGGGGAUUCAAGUUUCGUUGUGUUCGCUGUUCAGCACAUCCAAGGCCUUCGAACUUUGCAUGAAGAUGCAAAACACACGGGACAGAAGAGUAAUGACAUUUUCACCGCCGCACAGAGUGGACCACAAAGAGCCUGAACGCAAGAAAGUUGCGGGCACUGCAGUAGCCAAGGAAUAUCUAAUUUUACAACCGUUCUCUUCUGCUCCGCAACUGACAUUUGAGGACGUCGUUCCUGGUACCACGGCAACGAGACUCCUCGAAAUUCGAAACACCUCCAGCAUUGAUCACGUCAUAAUAGUGGAUAAAAUACCUGUAGCAAAUGGGUUUUCCGCUGACCCCGACGUAUUCAUAGUUCCCGCUGGAGGUUCGAAAGACGUUGCCUUCCUGUGGGCACCGACGGAGUCUACGGCAAGCUGCAGGUGCACCGUUCAUGUACGGUCGGAGCAGGGAUACAGAGGCAGGAUAUUUCUCCUAGGAACCGUCAGGAAGGUGUUUGCGAAAACUACAAAAGCAGCUAAAAAGGCACAGCCAUCUGGCAGGGUUCUAGCGCCUUCGCAGAAGCCGAACGUCAAGACAGAAAAAAAGCCUGCACCUGCAGCCAAAGUGACUACAAAGAGCAGAAGGCUCGUGACGAUGCCGGUUGAGUUUAAGGCUGCACGACCAAAAGCUGCCCAGCCUGAAAUGAAGCGUAAUGUGACGUUCAAGUUGAGUAAACCAGCUCAACCGAAGCCAGCAACCGAGGUUCAGCUACCUGCUCCAAAGUGCAACUUUGUUGCUCGGCUUCCUGAUGCACCCGUUGACUCUCCCAGCAUGAGACGGGAAACUUUUACGUGCAACGACACAGCCGAGAUACCGACAAAUUCCACCGCAGUCGGUGAUCUUGAAGACAGCUUGGAUGGAAGCGUUCUCGAGGCUCCCAUAAAGAACACCACGUUCACUCCGCCGUCUGCAAAGAAAAACGUGUCCGAGCAACACCGGCAUUCAUCCUCGAAGUCUCCGACGGAGUUGGAUUUUAGCGGCCGUAUGGAAGAACUUUACAGGAGGCUCCUCGGGGAAUGCAAGAGUGAAGACGAAUCGUUUGCAACUGCACCUUCAGAUCACGAACGCGACACUUCAGAAGAGAAGUUCACGACGCCACCUAAUUCGAGAUUUCUGUUGUCUGCAGCACCUAAGGGGCUGAGCGAAUGUCCAGACGGGCUCGUUGACUCCAAUCAUCUUACAUUUAGAGCCUCAGGCACCUCGGGUCAGAGCGAUGGGGCGGUAAAGCCGCUUGCUGGAACUCCAAGCGGUUCAUUGUUGCCGGACGUCUUGGAGCUAAUUGAGCAGUUUGAAGCUGGCGUGAAUAUUGGAGCAAUCGGUGACAGGAAUGAUGACACGUCGCUGAUGAACAUGAUUGACGAGUACAUGUUUCAGGAAAGCUCGACAGAGAGGUGCUCAGCUUCAGAUUUCUUCCCUUCAGACAUCAGCAGCAUUCACCGCACACCAACGGGAAAAGCCAUAGGGGGCAAGCAUAAUCGCACGCAGUUUUGAGGGAUCUGCAAUGCAUGUGUUGCCACUUUUUUUAAUGUAUUUUUUGAAAGUGUAAGAUAAUUGUAUUUUUACACAUUUGUAGUAGCGUGCCAUGUCAUUUGAUUUUAUUGACAAUCUCAGUCGCUUAAUAAACUGGCUCAAUACUGUCAA